GAUCCCGCGGCCCCCCUCGCCUCUCCCGAGGCGAUGGAAGAGGAUAAGACGAGCACGGGGGUGCCGGAGGCGGAGGCGGACGAGAGGAGACCGCUCAAAUCCCCCCGCAUGGACCACGCCGAGAAGACUCUGCCGGAGGCGAGCAAGCGGAAAGCGAAGGCGGCGGCGCCGACCAGCAACACCGAGAUGGGGCUAUGCCCCCACUUUGUACGUUUCGAGGAAGACAUGGUAAGGUUCGUAUCGAAGCUCAGGUCCUCCGAGCGCGCCCCGAGGUGUGAGCAUUACCUGUGCGAGAACAAGGUGGAAAAGAGCAGUAUCUUGGUGUGCAUCGACUGCAACCUGCAUUUCUGUAUUGGGAGCGGGACCAAGAACAGUCCACAGGGACACGCCCGGUGGCACGCUGAACUGGAGCAGCAUCCUGUUGGUGCGUUCUCCAGCGAACCCCAAACUCUGUACUGCUUCAUUUGUGAACGUCGUCUGGAAUUGGAGGUCAAUGAAAUGCAGUGCGAAUGUGACAUCAAAAGCGACAACAGCAACAGCAACAGCACCGACAGCUGUGGAUGUGGACACUUCCUGUUGGACGAGGAAGAAAUUAAUCUGAUUGUGUCAGAGGUCAUGGCCUCCAAGAAUGCUCUGGCGUGCCAACAUCCCGGGUGUAAGAUCACUGGGAGGACCCGUAUCAUGGUGUGCACGGGAUGCAACAAGCAUUUCUGCACUAGAGCUAAGGCCAAGAAAAGGCCGCUUGGACAUGCCCGGCAGCAUGCUAAGAAGUGUGAGCAUUGGGUUGGUUUGUGGUGCAGUAAUCUAUGUCUCGGCUACUGCUUCAUGUGUGAAUUCGAGUUGACCCUCGGUACACGGAAUUUUGAUGUGGGAAUGAUGUUUGGCAAGGAAGCAUUUGGUCGUGCAUUUGGGUCCAAGAAGGAGCAUGUAUGUCCUAUCAGAGGGAUGCCGAAUCUUGGAAACACUUGCUACAUGAAUGCAUUGUUGCAGUGCCUUUUUGUGCUUGGAAAGCUGCGGGCAAGGAUGUUAGCACCAGAUGCUCCUUCAGAUAUGCUUGGUGUGGCACUCAAAGAUCUCUUUGAAGAGGUAAACAAUGUGAAUAAUGCACGACACCAACUGAACCCAACGAAGUUCUUUUCUUGCCUUUGUAUUUUGGAUGCACGGUAUGCAGGCAGUGAUAUGCAAGACAGCCAUGAAUUGCUUUGUUUGAUACUGGAUCGAUUGGUUGAGGAGGAGAAGUUAAAUAUGGCUGCAGUGAUUCCUACAGUUGUUGAUUCCAUUUUUCGUAGUCAUAUAUCUGUUACCAUGUCCUGUACUUGUUGCUCAUAUAGUUCACCUUCAUGUGAAGUAACGUAUGAUAUCUCACUUCCACUGCCAUUGGAGAGGCCACCACCAAAAAGUAUUGCAUUGCCACCAAGGAACAUAAGUUGCAUGUCUCAAGAGAAGACUGGUACUAAACUAUUCCCAGAGGAUGACAUGAGUAAUACCGAACAUAUUCAGGCAAUUGCUGCAGGCCGUGAUUCUCAUGUCACUGGUUUAGAACCCAGAGAUGUGGCUGUAGAGAAAAUAUCUGAGCCUUUGGAAGUUGAUUCUAUUGAAGUGGAACAUAGCUCACGAACCAAGGAUGGUUUAUGUGUUCCUUCGCAGACUCAGAAGGAUAAUGUCCCAGGGGAGAUUGUUCAGGUGCCAACUAAGGCUGGUGAUUUAGGGCAAAAUGACAAUACUGGUCUUGGUAACACGUCCAGUGAGCCAGAAGUUAGUAUAAAAGACAAGAAAAACACUUGCUCUGUAGAAGGUGCAGCAGAAGACAAGAGGAAAUCUCAGGGUAGAAAUAUUGAUCAUGGCAAGACAGAGGCUAACAACUCUCUCGCAUCAAUUGAGGAGUGUCUAGCACUGCAUUUUAAAGCAGAGCUCCUGGAAUGGAAUUGUGAGAAAUGUUCUAAAGCUGCUCAGCAUCCGAGCACCACUAAUAGUAAAGAUACUAAACAGACGAUGGCAAGCACCAAUGAAAACACAGUUGAUGGAGAUCAGACUGUACAGUCGGACAAGAUAGCAUGCCAAAGCCAGCAAUCUAGGAAUUUGGACACUUCAGCACUAGAAUGCAGUAGUAAGCAACCACAUGGUUCUGAUUCACAACGUCAAGCUAUGCCCACAGCAGAUAGCAUUACUAAAGGAAUCAGCACAAGCCCUCCUGCCAAGCACAUGUACACAUUGUGCAGCCAAGGUCCGUUAUCAAGCCACAACAGAGUAACUUCAGGGAUGACCUAUGGUGAACAACAGUUUGCCUCUGAUAACGACAUAAAAACUGAAGGUCAUGAAGGUGUUCAAGAAGCUGGACCUAGUUGUCUUCCAACUGAGGAACCGGUCAACCAGUUGAGUGUCCAGGGUCAAAAUGCCAGCACUGCAGAUCAGGGUGAGGGGAAGCAAGUAAAGCUGGAUCAUAAUGCAGGCCAAGUGGAUGCAAACCAAAGCAAGCGGGAAGAUAGGAUUCAAGGUGGAAUUCAAACUCGUCUUAUUAGCAAGCUGCCACCUGUAUUGGCCAUUCAUCUGAAGAGAUCCUUAUGCACUGGUAAAGUGAGAGGACACGUGAGCUUUGAGGAGAUACUUGAUGUAGCACAGUUCAUGGAACCCAGUUCUGAGGACAAACAUAAUUCCAGCUAUCGUCUGGUAGGUGUCAUUGAACACUUGGGCCCCAGAACCAGUGCAGGCCACUGGAUUGCUUAUGUGAGACAAAACCGCGAACAGCCUGACAGUGGCUCUUCUUCAUGGUAUUGUGCUGAUGAUAUCAACAUCAAAGAAGUAUCUCUAGAAGAAGUUCUCAAGUGUGAGGCUCAGCUUCUUUUCUAUGAGAGAAUGGAUGGCUGACAUGUAUGGAAUUCUAGAUCAGCCAACUAAUCCGAAGACCAAUCACAAAGGAAGCAGAUGUUUGAGAUUAUCAAGCUUUAUUUGGAGAUGGGCAAUGGUCGAGUCAGUGUAUUUACUAGCGUAGGCUCGUGAUCAGGUCCAAUUUUGUUGUUGUGGGUGGAUGAUGUUGAGUCAUUUCAGGACUUCAAACUGACUGCAACAUGUAUGUACCCAGUUGAGAUGUUUCGGCUGGUGUUCUUGAUCAUCUGGUCUGGUUACUCUCAUUCACAUCCAUUUUGUCCGUCCAUACGGAAUAUAUUAGGAUUCUUUGGAGAAAGAAAAAAUAACAGAUUAGGACUUAUGGCAUUACUGAAGCGAGAAAUGUGCUUGUGCCUGUUUGGUUGUGUGUUGUACUCCAUCUUAUUUCUUUGAGCAUUGUUACACGUAGUGAAAAAGAAUUUUUAUUAUUCUUAUAAAGAAA
This is a messenger RNA of Oryza brachyantha (malo sina), 3325 nucleotides long. RefSeq names its product ubiquitin carboxyl-terminal hydrolase 1-like. Gene Ontology annotation, molecular function: cysteine-type endopeptidase activity; cysteine-type deubiquitinase activity. The transcript has 4 exons. The record is from RefSeq and is a predicted model, not a curated record. The coding region runs from base 34 to 2865 and encodes 943 amino acids. NCBI's taxonomy places the organism in Eukaryota, Viridiplantae, Streptophyta, Magnoliopsida, Poales, Poaceae. Gene Ontology annotation, biological process: protein deubiquitination. Gene Ontology annotation, cellular component: nucleus; cytosol.